AUGGAUGAUGAUGAUAUUAUUACAGUAGAUGAAAAUGAGGUUGAAAUUAAUGGAGAAGGAAAUGCUAAUAUAGAGAUUAUUAGCCUAGCAAUUACUAAUAAAACUGGUAGAAAAAGAAAGCCAUGUUUAGGAUUGUGUUCAGAUUUAAUUGCAAAAUAUGUUGAUAGGAUACCGGCAUGUUAUGGUAGAGCUCGUCGUGUUGAAGUAAUUGCUAAAGAAAUGUAUCCUGAAAAAUUUCCUAACAAAUUUACAAGAAAAAAACUUAAACUAUCUCAGAAACAUGCAUUAAACCAGAAAAUUUAUACAGAAUCUUGA
Molecule: messenger RNA, 315 nt
Organism: Rhizophagus irregularis DAOM 181602=DAOM 197198
Lineage: Eukaryota; Fungi; Glomeromycota; Glomeromycetes; Glomerales; Glomeraceae
Source: RefSeq, a predicted model, not a curated record